AUGGGUGACUACUCGAAAGCACUUGAGUUUUACGAAAAAGCACUUAAAAUCGACGAAAAAGCUCUACCUCCGAAUCAUCCCUCAUUGGCUACUUCCUACGACAACAUCGGCGGAGUGUAUAGCGAUAUGGGUGACUACUCGAAAGCACUUGAAUUUUACGAAAAAGCACAUCAAAUUCGCGAAAAUGCUCUGCCUCCGAAUCAUCCCAAUUUGGCUUCUUUCUACGACAACAUCGGUCAAGUGUAUAAGAACAUGGGUGACUACUCGAAAGCACUUGAAUUUUACGAAAAAGCACAGGAAAUCUUCGAAAAAGUUCUGCCUCCGACUCAUCCCGAUUUGGCUAUUUCCUACAGCAACAUCGGUGGAGUGUAUAAGAACAUGGCUGACUACUCGAAAGCACUGAAAUUUCACGAAAAAGCACGUACAAUAAGAGAAAAAGCUCUGUCUCCAAAUCACCCCUCAUUGGCUACUUCUUACAGCAACAUCGGUGGAGUGCAUAACGGCAUGGGUGACUACUCGAAAGCACUUGAGUUUUACGAAAAAGCACGUAAAAUCGACGAAAAAGCUCUACCUCCGAAUCAUCUCGAUUUGGCUACUUCCUACGACAACAUCGGCGGGGUGUAUAGCCACAUGGCUGACUACUCAAAAGCACUUGAAUUUUACGAAAAAACACAGAAAAUCCUCGAAAAUGCUCUGCCUCCGAAUCAUCCCAAUUUGGCUUCUUCCUACGACAACAUCGGUCAAGUGUAUAAGAACACGGGUGACUACUCGAAAGCACUUGAGUUUUACGAAAAAGCACAGAAAAUCUUCGAAAAAGUUCUGCCUCCGACUCAUCCCGAUUUGGCUAUUUCCUACAGCAACAUUGGUCAAGUGUAUAAAAACAUGGGUGAUUACUCGAAAGCACUUGAAUUUUACGAAAAAGCACAUAAAAUCCGCGAAAAUACUCUGCCUCCGAAUCAUCCCAAUUUGGCUUCUUCCUACAACAACAUCGGGCAAGUGUAUAAUAACAUGGGUGACUAUUCGAAAGCACUUCAAUUUCACGAAAAAUCACUUAAAAUAAAAGAAAAAGCUCUACCUCCGAAUCAUCCCUCAUUGGCUACUUCUUACAGCAACAUCGGUCAAGUGUAUAACCGCAUGGGUGACUACUCGAAAGCACUUGAAUUGCACGAAAAAUCACUUAAAAUAAAAGAAAAAGCUCUACCUCCGAAUCAUCCCGAUUUGGCUACUUCCUACAACAACAUCGGUCGAGUGUAUAACGACAUGGGUGACUACUCAAAAGCACUUGAAUUUUACGAAAAAGAUCUCGAAAUCACGAAAAAAGCUCUGCCUCCGAAUCAUCCCGAUUUGGCUACUUCUUACAACAACAUCGGUAUGGCGUAUUCCGGCAAAGGAGACUACUCAAAAGCACUCUCAUUCUUAGAAAAGGCACUUGGUAUCCGACAAAAAUCACUUCCGCCAUCACAUCCUAAAAUUCAACACACGAAAGAUAAUAUUGACUAUGUAAAAAAGGAAAUGUAA
Messenger RNA from Rotaria sordida, 1518 nucleotides. Lineage: Eukaryota; Metazoa; Rotifera; Eurotatoria; Philodinida; Philodinidae. The record is from the annotation of a GenBank genome assembly.